Molecule: messenger RNA, 1371 nt
Organism: Entrophospora candida
Lineage: Eukaryota; Fungi; Glomeromycota; Glomeromycetes; Entrophosporales; Entrophosporaceae
Source: the annotation of a GenBank genome assembly
AUGAAUUUUCUCACUUUGCAACAGGGGAAUGAGUUAGAAUCUCAGGAUGACACUCAAUACACAGUUGGUAGAUAUAGAAUACAUCCAACAGGUAAUACAUCACACAAUGUACAUAGUUCAGCAUCAGCUUUAGACCAACCUGGUGAGACUACGCCGUUAAUUCAAGGAAUUAGGCCUACAAUUCCAUUUCCAAAACAUGAUCCAGGUGAUAAGCCAGGUGGUGGAGGCGAAAAUGUUAAUCAUACAACUUUGAGUUUUAUAAAAAAAUUAUUCGGAUAUUAUGCUUCAAUAUUAUCAUCAUCAUCAGAAUUAAAUAACACCGAUAUAUCAAACCUUCCAAAUCAUGACGAAAGACCAUUUGAAAUUAAUUUUUGGUUUUUUCUAUUUUUUUAUUAUGGGUUUUAUAAUGCAAUAGCCUUGUUGAUGAUAACAAAAGUGUUUGAUCUUUACUCACUUAAUUGGUGGCCAAAGAAGUUGGGUGGUGUGUCUGCAUAUACAAUGUUUUGGUUAUUAUCGUUGGCAGGAGGGGUAUUGAUAUACGAGUUUACAGAAUUUGAAAGAUAUAACUUGACUUGGGUAUUGCUUACAUUUUUAACAAUGUGCAUGCCCUUAAUAGUAGCAUUUACAGUGAUAAGAAGACAAAACAGAAACACUUAUAGGAAGUCAUUAACACCAGCACAAAAAACAUUUCUUGAAACUGAACUGCAAUCACGCAUACCUGCAUCUUACAUUAGGUUUUUAUGGUUUAGUGCUAUUUUGUUUAUGAUAAUGAUUGCACUUAUAGCUGGUGAAUCAUAUGCAUUUAUAUUUUUGACAACUAAAAAUCAUACUGGCAUCGAUGCAUUUGUUUAUGUUUAUUCAAACUUAUUUGCCAGGCUUCGGGAUCCUGGACAGUAUAUUAUUAUUCAGGCAGCUAGUUCUUUAUGGGUCUGUAUAUUCUAUCCAUUAUGUAUGACUCAAACAGUUCAUAGAUAUUUGGUUACAUAUGUUGGAUUACAAAAAGAUUAUGAAACAUAUCAGAAACAAUGUGGUCGAUCUUUUUUCAUACGAAAUCUGGCAGAAAAUGCAACAAUGUUAGGAUUUUUGGGAUGGUUAUGCAUAAUUCAUUACGGACCAAAUUACGAGGUGUAUCCAUAUUUUAAAUUUGUUGACGAAAAUAAAGAGCUUGAUAUCUGGUGGACUUUACAGGCUACUUGUAAAAUUUGGGCAUUUGAAUUGAUUAGCGCAAAGGUCACUAGAAUAAUAUACGAAAAAUAUUUUAAAAUUAAUAUUAGACGUGAAGCGGUUGCUGAUUUUAAGAAAUAUCCAGAAAUGGUUGUGGCUAUGCUUGUGAUUAUUAUUCAUGUAUUGCAGGUUAGUAAUUAUUCUUGA